AUGGAGGAAGAAAGCUGGGUGGUGGCCAACGGCAGCUACUGCGCCGUGCACGGUUCCUCCAAACCUUUCCAACUGGUGGAUGUGUUCAGGCCAGUAUCUGUUUCUACGGUGCCGGACCUUUACCGAGUCGUGUCUACAACCUUCGCCCCGGGACGGGAUCGUUUGCAGGACCGUACGGUCAAAGCACUUGACGAGGCGUCUAAGCUUGCUGCACCAGUUCAACCCGACGCGGGUGCGUCCGUCGCGGCUGCCAUCCCCGUACUGGUACCAUAUGUACCACAGGCAAUGCCACUACCUGUUCCAGUUGACGCCCUCUACGUGUCGUCCCAAAUGCCCGUGAUGACGCAGCGGAGAAUACUCGGUGCUCGAGUGAGAAGGUUCCCGAAGUUGCAUUCGCAGACGACGGUGGACGAUGUCGCCUCGUACAUCGCCCUACUUCCGGGGUGCGCCCGCUGCUCCGAAACAUUCCGCAGGCACCAGAUUGAUGGCAAGGCUUUGCUGCGACUGCGCAAACAAUGCCUCAUCUUAAGAAUGAAGAUCGACCUUGCGCCGGCCCUCAAGAUCGUCGCUGCCAUAGACUGGCUCAGGCGUCAGGAGAAGAAAUCGCCGCCUUCACCGAAGUGA
Rhipicephalus microplus (southern cattle tick) is the source of this 624-nucleotide messenger RNA. RefSeq names its product polyhomeotic-like protein 2. The record is from RefSeq and is a predicted model, not a curated record. Lineage: Eukaryota; Metazoa; Arthropoda; Arachnida; Ixodida; Ixodidae.